AUGGUAGCAUCUACUCUAUCAUCGUCUUUUCCAGACAAAUCCUCGGCCACUGCUAUCAUCGUUCCCAGCAAGCCCAACCCUCUCACCAUCUCAUUUACCCAACUGUCUCAUGAUAUCCGUCAACUCCAGGCACAGCUCGCUCAACUUGGUAUCCGACAUGGCGAUGCAGUCUCAAUAGCAUUGCCCAACACUUACGAAUUCAUCGUCUCCUUUCUCGCAACUUCCUACCAGAGAGCAAUUGCCGCACCUCUAAAUCCCGCAUACAAACAAGAUGAAUUUGAAUUCUACAUUGAAGAUCUCUCCUCAGCCGUGGUCAUAGUACCCCAAGGAGCAUUCGCCAAGAAUGGACCUGCAGUACGAGCAGCAAGGAAGUUCCAGGCUGCGAUAGCCGAGUGUUUCCUCCAGGACUCUAAAUUGGUCUUAGAUGUGAAAGAGCGAGGGAAGUUGGCUCAACGACAGUCCGAAUCGGUGGCACGUGCUCAACCUGAGGAUGUCGCUUUGGUUCUACACACCAGUGGAACCACGGGAAGACCAAAGGCCGUUCCAUUGACUCAUCGCAAUCUGACCCGGACCAUGCAAAACAUUGGCAAUACGUAUGAACUCACACCGAAAGAUAGGACGUAUCUGGUGAUGCCCCUGUUCCAUGUCCAUGGGCUGCUGGCAGGAUUUCUGGCCCCUUUGAAAGCUGGAGGGUCUGUGAUUGUGCCCCCGAGUUUUUCUGCAAGGACCUUCUGGAUUGAUUUUAUUGCACACAAGGCGAACUGGUAUACGGCAGUCCCUACGAUACAUCAAAUAUUACUGAAAAAUGACCCACCGAAACCCAUGCCUCAGAUUCGGUUCAUUCGAUCAUGUUCUUCUCCAUUGUCUCCCAACACGUUCCGCCAACUGGAGGAAACAUAUGGUGCUCCAGUCCUCGAAGCAUAUGCUAUGACGGAGGCCGCCCACCAGAUGACCUCAAAUCCACUACCCCACCAUGGUAAAAGACAACCCGGAAGUGUUGGUCUUGGACAGGGUGUGGAUGUCAGGAUUCUCGAUGACCAGGAUAACGAAGUUCCUCAAGGUGUAGAGGGUGAAAUCUGCAUCCGAGGGGAGAACGUGACUAAAGGCUACAUCAACAAUGAAAAGGCCAAUCGGGAAGCUUUUACAUCCAACGGGUUCUUCCGGACUGGCGAUCAAGGCAAGAAAGAUCCGGAUGGCUACGUUAUCAUAACUGGUCGAAUCAAGGAGCUGAUUAACCGAGGAGGAGAGAAGAUCAGCCCGAUUGAAUUAGACCAUGUGAUCGCUACACUACCUCAAGUGUCGGAAGCAGUCAGCUUUGCCAUUCCUUCGGAACUGUUUGGACAGGAAAUUGGCGUGGCCGUUGUACCUAAACCUGGGAGUACGGUCACGGAGGACAAGAUCAUUGCAUAUGUGGUGAGCAAAACGGCUAGUUUCAAAAAGCCAAGCAGGGUUUGGAUUUUGAAAGAGAUACCCAAGACAGCGACAGGCAAGAUCCAGCGAAGGAAAGUGGCAGAUUCAAUGCUCGCCAAGGAUAUACCCAGACCUAGACUAUAA
This is a messenger RNA of Exophiala bonariae, 1554 nucleotides long. RefSeq lists its product as uncharacterized. Lineage: Eukaryota; Fungi; Ascomycota; Eurotiomycetes; Chaetothyriales; Herpotrichiellaceae. The transcript is spliced from 2 exons. Bases 1 to 1554 code for a protein of 517 amino acids. Gene Ontology annotation, molecular function: medium-chain fatty acid-CoA ligase activity. Gene Ontology annotation, biological process: fatty acid metabolic process. The record is from RefSeq and is a predicted model, not a curated record.